AUGGCGUCAACGAUCUCCACACCUGCUCACCCUCAAGACCAAAACAAGCCGCUUACUAUCAUUUGGCGGGACCAGGCCGACCCUGCGACGUAUGAAGAAGCACGGACCAGGAAUCUCUUCAACGCCCAGUCGCCGAGACGAUUUCCCAUUGCAGUUGUAUAUGUACGGAAUACUUCGGACAUUGUAAGGACAGUCAAACUCUCAAUCGAGAAAGGCUGCCGAAUCUCCGUUCGCGCUGGUGGACACAGCUAUGCAAGUUGGAGCGUCCGGGAUGAUGCUAUUCUCGUGGACUUGGGAGGCCUUUUCAAGGACCCAAUCUUUGAUGACAACACUGGUAUCGUUCGUGUGACUCCUAAUACAACAGGACAGGAACUAGCAAGUUACCUUGCCGGAAGAAAUCGGUUCUUCCCGGUCGGGCAUUGUCCGGGCGUCGGCCUCGGAGGAUUUCUUCUCGGUGGCGGAAUGGGGUGGAACUGCAAUAAUUGGGGCUGGGCAUGCGAACAGGUCAAGGCAAUCGAUGUUGUUACAGCGAACGGUUCACUUCUCCGCGCCGAUGCUCAGCAAAACAGUGAUCUCUUCUGGGCAGCAAGAGGCGGUGGGCCGGCCUUCCCCGGUGUCGUCUCGUACUUUUAUCUUCAAACUAGGCCAGCAUCCAAGUGGAUGUUCUCCUCCGGAUAUGUUUACCCCAUGAGACAUUACAAGACCGCCUUUCAUUGGGCGCUGAAGAUACCCUCUUACCUCACUGACGGCCUCGAGAUCGUCGCCGUCGGUAGUUAUCACCCGGAUAUUAAGGAGCCAUGCAUCAUGAUUGCUUUUACCGCGUAUGGUGACCAAGAAAAUCUUCUCCGAGAUGUUUUGCAAAGAAUAGAAGAAUCUCAUCCCAAGGGUAAGGUGGCUCACUGGUUUUGUGAAGAGACUAGCAUACAGCAAGAGCUCGAUAAAAAGGACCGGGCCUUUCCCCAUGGCCACAGAUACUUUGUUGAAAAUUCGUGGCUUCAGAGUGAUAUCGAUGUUGCUGCCGUACUUGAGACAGCCUUUACGGCAUUACCCAACAACAAGUCAAUGGUCCUGUGGCAAUCAAUGGUCCCCUGCAGUCGACGCAAGCUUCCUGAGAUGGCACUAAGCAUGCAAUCUGAUAACUACUUCGCCUUCUACGGGAUAUGGGAGGAUGAGAAUGAUGACCAUCAUUGCCAGUCGGUGAUCAGUGAAAUCAUGUCGAAGGUUGAAAAGUACUCCGUUGGCUCCUAUUUGGGAGAGCUUGAUUUCAGAGUUCGGAAGUCGAAAUACUGGCAAGAAUCGCAGCAGACCAGUAUCCUAGAAAUCAGGCGUAAAUGGGAUCCCAAAGGGCGCAUUUGUGGUUGUCUUGGGCUCGAGGAAAUGGACAACCAUGAGGGGAAACACGUGUGA
This is a messenger RNA of Penicillium maclennaniae, 1407 nucleotides long. Its product is annotated as FAD-binding oxidoreductase. The transcript is spliced from 3 exons. The record is from RefSeq and is a predicted model, not a curated record. Gene Ontology annotation, molecular function: FAD binding; oxidoreductase activity. Lineage: Eukaryota; Fungi; Ascomycota; Eurotiomycetes; Eurotiales; Aspergillaceae. Bases 1 to 1407 code for a protein of 468 amino acids.